This is a messenger RNA of Dacryopinax primogenitus, 972 nucleotides long. Its product is annotated as AAA-domain-containing protein. Gene Ontology annotation, cellular component: mitochondrial outer membrane. The coding region runs from base 1 to 972 and encodes 323 amino acids. Gene Ontology annotation, molecular function: ATP binding; ATP hydrolysis activity. The record is from RefSeq and is a predicted model, not a curated record. NCBI's taxonomy places the organism in Eukaryota, Fungi, Basidiomycota, Dacrymycetes, Dacrymycetales, Dacrymycetaceae. The transcript is spliced from 6 exons.
AUGCUCCGAUAUGUCCUCAACAGACUGGAGCCGACGAAGUCAGAAGAGCGCUCAGGAGCAAAAUCAAAGUCUGCAGCGGUGCUCAAGCGACUUGGACUGAAGGAUCUGCAUUUGACAGAGCAUGAGACUAUAAUAGCGGCAGAAGUCGUACAUCCGGACGAUAUCAGCGUACGUUUUGAAGAUGUUGGUGGACUCGACCCGAUUAUCGUAUCGCUCCGCGAGACCGUCAUUUACCCCCUUCGCUUUCCCAAUCUUUUCCGCUCUGCAUCCAAUUUGAUCAGUGCCCCUAAGGGCGUCUUAUUAUAUGGGCCACCAGGUUGUGGGAAGACGAUGCUCGCAAAAGCGCUCGCCAAAGAAUCCGGUGCAACGUUCAUCAACAUCACUGCAUCCGUAAUAACGGACAAGUGGUUCGGGGAGAGCAACAAGCUUGUGGACGGACUUUUCAGCCUUGCAAGGAAAAUGCAGCCCAGCAUCAUUUUCAUCGAUGAAAUCGAUACCUUCCUGCGGGAUAGGGCUAGAGGAGACCAUGAGGCAAUGGGAAUGUUGAAGGCAGAGUUCAUGACCCUUUGGGAUGGGUUGACGUCAUCCGAUGAAACUCGCGUCCUAGUCUUAGGAGCGACCAAUAGACCCGAGGAUAUCGACCCCGCAAUCUAUCGGCGAUUGCCCAAGCGGUUCGGUGUCGGGCUCCCAGAUGCCUCUCAGAGACAAAAAAUCCUGGAACUUAUGCUCAGGAAUACUCCUCUUGAUCCAACAUUGGAUAUGCAAGAGCUAGUCAGAGAGACAGUGGGUAUGUCGGGCAGUGAUCUAAGAGAGUUGUGCCGUGUGGCAGCAUUGGCUCCUGUACAAGAAUUUAUGAGGACGAGUGGAGGAACGGAUGAGCAGAUGGCGGAGGCAGUAAUGAAUGACUUCAAGCUACGACCAUUGCGCAUAGAGGACUUCCCUGUCCAUGAGGUGAAGGACCUGGCAGCGUAG